Messenger RNA from Eriocheir sinensis (Chinese mitten crab), 1869 nucleotides. Its product is annotated as dihydrolipoyllysine-residue succinyltransferase component of 2-oxoglutarate dehydrogenase complex, mitochondrial-like. Lineage: Eukaryota; Metazoa; Arthropoda; Malacostraca; Decapoda; Varunidae. Gene Ontology annotation, cellular component: oxoglutarate dehydrogenase complex. Gene Ontology annotation, molecular function: dihydrolipoyllysine-residue succinyltransferase activity. Gene Ontology annotation, biological process: tricarboxylic acid cycle. The record is from RefSeq and is a predicted model, not a curated record. The coding region runs from base 72 to 1487 and encodes 471 amino acids. The transcript is spliced from 10 exons.
CUGCGAGUUAUUUUGCAGCUGUGAAGUUAUUCCUACAACACCGGGCCAUAACCCACCGGUGAUCGGCAGCCAUGAUGAUCGCCAGGGGUGUGGGCAGGUGCUGGGCCAGGCUGCCCCGCCACACGCAGCACCAGAUCCUCCGUUCCUCAGCAAGAUGUGUAUCUGCUUGGAAGGUGCAUAUGCCUCCACUUACUGCUACUUCAAAAAGAUCGAGGCAGCAAUAUGAGCAGCAGAUCCAAGAGCUGCGGCACUUCCGCACUGCUACUCCCUUUUAUGGUGAGGUGAAAGUGGUGGAAGUGCCACCUUUUGCAGAGUCUAUUACUGAAGGAGACAUUAGGUGGAUGAAGGCAGUUGGGGACUCUGUACGGGAGGAUGAACCUGUGGCAGAAGUGGAGACAGACAAGACUUCCAUGCCGGUAAACUCCCCCUGUUCUGGAGUGAUUAAGGAGCUGCUGGUGGAGGAUGGCUCUACCGUCACCCCUGGUAUGCAUGUCUGCAAGAUAGAGGCUGGAGAAGUGGCUGAUGCCCCUGCCAAAGAGGCACCCAAGGCUGCUGAGGCACCUGCAGCUGCAGCCCCCCCAACACCUGCCCCUCUUGCUUCUGCUCCACCUCCUCCUAAACCUGCAGCAGCUGCUGGCCCCAUACCUAAGACUGCCCCUCCCGCAUCCCCUCCACCUGCUGGCCCUAUGUCUUCAAUACCUGUGGCUGCCAUCAAACACUCCUCUUUCAUCCAUAAAGCUGAAGUCAAGGUGCCACCUGCAGACUACAGCAAGGAAAUCAGUGGCACUCGUACUGAGCAGCGUGUCAAGAUAUCAAGGAUGAGGCAGCGUAUCGCCCAGCGCCUCAAGGAUGCCCAGAACACUAAUGCUAUGCUGACAACAUUUAAUGAGCUGGACAUGAGUAACAUCAUGGAAAUGAGGAAGAGUAUUGGUGAGCAGUUUGUAAAGAAGCAUGGAAUCAAGUUGGGCUUCAUGUCGGCAUUUGUUAAGGCCUCAGCAUAUGCCCUCACACUGCAGCCUACGGUGAAUGCCGUGAUAGAUGGUGGUGAGAUCGUCUACAGGGAUUACGUUGACAUCUCUGUUGCAGUUGCAACCCCCAAGGGUCUGGUCGUGCCAGUGAUUCGUAGUGUUGAGAGCAUGAACUAUCUGGAUAUUGAGAAUAGCAUCAUAACCCUUGGGGAGAAGGCACGCACUGGCUCCUUGGCAGUGGAGGACAUGGAUGGUGGCACCUUUACCAUCAGCAAUGGUGGGGUGUUUGGGUCCCUCUUUGGUACCCCCAUUAUCAACCCUCCACAGUCUGCUAUUCUGGGCAUGCAUGGAAUAUUUGAUCGCCCUGUGGCAAGGAAUGGACAGGUUGUCAUCAAGCCCAUGAUGUACAUUGCCCUCACCUACGACCACAGACUCAUUGAUGGCAGGGAGGCUGUCACUUUCUUGCGCAAGGUUAAGCAAGCUGUUGAAGAUCCAAGGAUUAUGCUUUGUGGGCUUUAAUUCAGUGUGCAUUGUCUACAGUCACAGUGAACAAACUGAUAUGAUUGAUUAGUUGACAAAAUUUGGCAUUCAGUGUUUUUGUUAUUUUUUCAGAACCAUUUUGUUUUUGUUUUUUCUGGUGUCUUGUUUUCACCUGCUUAGCACAAUACUGGUAUUCUAUGCUAUAAUGCUGUUGUUGCGGAGGUAGAUAAACAAUACCUACGUUAUUUUAAAAAAAUAUGUACUGAAAACUUAAAUUAUAUUUUUAACUUUUAAAAGUCUGCUGUUGCAGAACAUUUCUGAAAGACAGGCUGAAACCUCUUGUCUGUAGCAUUAAUUGUACAUCUUGUACAUACUUGUAAUAUAUGCUUAUAUAUGAUAAUUGUUGUGACCAGUAUAUGGA